This is a messenger RNA of Notechis scutatus (mainland tiger snake), 1627 nucleotides long. The record is from RefSeq and is a predicted model, not a curated record. Lineage: Eukaryota; Metazoa; Chordata; Lepidosauria; Squamata; Elapidae.
UGGAGAUUGGUGGCGGCGGCCGGCGCGCGCAAGUGACGUUGUGGCAAGCGGAAGCGGGGCCGAAGAGGAGAGAGAGAGAGAGAGAGAGCGAACGAGCGAGAGACGCCCGCGGGGCGGCGGGGAGGCCCGCCUGGCGCCGCCGAUGUCCCCGCAGCCGCCCAUGGAGGCGAUGGAGGCGCCGCUCAACCUACGGAUAAAGGCGGCUUAUCCUUUUGUUUCUCGGCAGGCCCAGUUAUCCCUGGAAUUGCAAAGGGAGAGUCACCUCAAACAGAUCCCCCUCAUCCAAGAGCGAUGGAAAAGAACAAAAAGGGACGAAAGGUUAAAAGCCCGCCCUCUGGUGGACAGAGAGAGCGUGGCCCACGGGCAGAGCUCUUCUAAGCCCUCAGCCGAGGAAGCCGAGGACCAACAUGGGACACCUGCCAGCCUUAAGUGCAGGCCCUCCUCAGAGGAGGCGAAGGGGUUCCGCGGGGUCUUGGACAGGGAUCCGGACACGCUGCUCUUUCUGCUUCAGAAGAGGAAGGAGCCUCCCCUGGACGUGGGCGUGAAGAACAGGCCUCCCAAGGAUGACAAGAUGAAAAUGGAGGAGCAGGCCACCAAAAUUGCACUCCUGGAGCAGCACGUGGAGAUGCUGUUUGCCGAAAACGAGAGGCUGAGGUGGGAGAACCGGCAGUUAAAAGCCGAGAGAGCCAGGCUGCUGAAGUCUCCCCUGGAGAAGGGGCUGGAUGCAGACGCUGACUUUGUGGAAAAGUCGGAGCUGUGGGGCCUCCAGCAGCUUUCGGAACCUGCCGCCUCCGCCACCAGCCCCUGGCAGAAAUUGGCGGUCAGUGCCGGGAAGGGCAAGGACAUUCCCAUCCCCAGCCUGCCCCCCUUGGACAUUCCCUCCCCGGAGUUCCCACUGGUGGAGCUCUCGGAAGAUCUCCUGAAGGGGCUCAUGAACAACUAAGGGAGGACGACCACUGGGGGUGGAUUCCCCCUGCACUUUGGGGAGGGGGCGCUGCUGGGGCAGGGAAGAAACCCUAGCGACUUGGUCACUGAACAACAACAAAAAAAUGCUUGAUGAAUUGGGUGAAGCAAAAGCGGUGCCAUUUACCAUCGUUGGUAAAAGCUGGGUCCUUCGUUCGUUCUUCAAGCCAGAGGACUGAAGGAGGGAGCCACAAAAGUCCUCGCAGGGCUCUCUUCUGAGUAUUCUUUGGGUAUCCAGGAUCUCUCUAUGCCAUAAAAUAAAGUGUAAAUCCUAUGUGGCACACGGGUAACAAUUUUGGCAGUGCAGGGCACUUUCGAUCCUGCCUCGGGUUUGCCGCUUCUUUUCAUCAUGCACAGACGCUAUAGCAAACAAUUCUUGCUUCUCUCCCUCCCGUAGGAUGGGUCUGUGUGCCGCACACUUUGCACCCCUCUCUCAAUAUGUAGCACGUCAGCCAAUCGGGAGUAAAGCUAAAUUUCCAGAUAUUUUUCCAAGGACCCGAAUGUAAUCCUGCCGAAAAUAUUUUGAUUUGUUUACAUAAUCAGGGUGCUUCAUAAUGUGUUUUCUGUAUAUGGAACAAACAUUGUUCUAAACAAAUAGGUAAGAAUAAUUGUUGGUGCAUAAUAGGAAGGCAGAGCUGACAAAGAAUAAAAUGUUCCAGGUCUA